AAGGAUGAUUCUCAGAGACUUGUGGAAAGCUUCAGCUCUGAUGAAAAUGAGCACGUGCUCCCGAAAAGUAAAACAGAACCCUAUACAUCGAAAGAGGAGAUGGUGCUGGAGGAAAGUGAGUCUCCUCUGAACAGUAACGUCACAGCAUUUGCAUUAAAGGCAAAAGUGAUUUAUCCCAUCAAUCAGAAAUUUAGGCCUUUGGCCGAUGGCUCAUCCAAUCCCUCUUUGCAUGAGAAUCCAAAGCAGGCAGUUCUGCCUAAUCAGGUCAUGGAGACAUCUACAUCAGGCAGCCUGGGAUCCUUGAGCCAGGGAGACAAAGAGGACUGCAGUUCCUCCACAACAGUACAUUCCACAACAAGUGAUGACAGAUUUCAGGCGCGAGCCUUCCUCAAGGUGACCAGCUUCCCUGAAGUGCUAACAUGUGAGAGUUUUGAUGUUAAGCUCUGCCUUUGCAGUCUUAUUUUAAAAGAUCUCAUGCUUCUUGAUACUGAACUCAGAAAAGAAAACCAUGUGAUGUUUAUUCAGCUUCUCAAAAUACACUUCACAGACUUUUAUCAUAAAAAGAAGAUUACUGAUGGUUUGUUCAAGAAGAUCCUUUUGAUUCAAGAAAAUGAUUUUGAAGAAUUACAGAAACAACUUGACUCUAGAUUCCAGAAUACUGAGAUGUCAGGAGCCCAUAAUUCAGAGUACCAGACUCUAGAAGACCUAGAAAGGAAACAAAGGGAAUGUUCUGAGCACAUAAUAGAUAAUAUGGAAGCUUUCUGGAAGCAGACUGAAAAAGCCCAGCAGGCUUUUCUGGACCAAUCAAAAUGCUCAAAUGCCAAAGCAGCAAAGAUGAUGACGGAUCUGACUGAGACGAUGAUUGCAGCAGAAAGUAUAUUAAGUGAAUCUCAAGACUUGCAGGCAAUGGACAUCCAGGAGAGGUUAUUCAACUGGGAGCUUAUGGUGAAAAUGAUCGAUUCACUGAAGUCCUGUAUACCAGAAGAGUGCAAGUGCAGAUUAAAUAUUGUAUCAAACAUUCUGGACCAUUUAACCGUAAAGAAUAAUCUCUCAGUCCGACAAAAGGAAGAACUUUUAACUGAUCUGCAUAAGGCCUUCUGGGAACAGCUGGCACAUUUCAGCAAUGAAUGCAUGCAGCAGAGUAAAGAUCUGAUCUUGAAACGAUUAGAGUGCCGUGCAAAGAAGAGAGAAGAGUUCAAACACAGACAGAAAGCUGAACAAGGGAGUCUCCUCAGUAAAACUUUUCAUAAUGAAGAUGUUCAUGAUUUUCUUAAGGAUUACCGUGAGCUGCUAGAGAAACACCGGCAAGCACAGUGGGAGCUGGAGGAGGAGGAUGACUGCGAGAGCACGGAGGCUGUUGCAGAUCUUUACAAGGAGCUGUACUCUAAAGCUUCCCACACUUUAGCGAAGUUGGUGACAGAGCUGUUUCUUCAAACCCUGCCUGUUGUGACCAGCCUCUCCGUAAGAGACUGUGAGCUGCUGAAAAAGGAAUGGCAGGAGAAUUUGGUCCCUCAGCUGGAGAAAUGGGAGGCCCACUGCCAGAGACGCUGGAAGCUUUUCCAGGAGCAGCUAUUGCAAGAAAAAAAACUAUGGAUGAAGGAAUAUGCUAUGUCUGCUGUGAUGCAAAAGCACCUGUCAGAGAAACAAGAGAAGAUAAUUCAAGGUGUCGUAAGCAGACUAGGACGCCUCGGUGAUGAGUAA
Messenger RNA from Apaloderma vittatum (bar-tailed trogon), 1701 nucleotides. RefSeq names its product Ellis van Creveld syndrome (gene EVC). The annotation marks the transcript as partial. Gene Ontology annotation, biological process: smoothened signaling pathway. The transcript is spliced from 12 exons. NCBI's taxonomy places the organism in Eukaryota, Metazoa, Chordata, Aves, Trogoniformes, Trogonidae. The record is from RefSeq and is a predicted model, not a curated record.